AUGGAUAUAAAGGGUUGGGCAUCAGUAUUAGCAGAGCGCAGCAGCCAAUUAGCAAGGGAGGGCAUGCAUUAUGUAGAGAAAAAAAUAGAGCAGCAGCAGCAGCAGAUCAAGCAGCAAAUACAGCAAACUACAUCAUGGGGAAGUUCCUUAUACCGUAGGGGCCCCUCGGGGGGCCCCCAUGGGGGCCUCCACCAUGGGGGCCUCCCAUCAGAGACUAUUGUACCAGUUGGGGGCCCCUCUAUCGCUACAUAUUAUAUCCAGGCUUCGGAUUGUUGUGGUUUCCCCCCUGCUGAUGCAGCAGAAGUGUUGCAGCAGCAGCAACAGCAGCAGAAGCAGCAACAGCAGCAGCAGCACCAGCUGCAGCAGCAGCUGCAACAGCUAAUCCUUAACCAAUUAAGUAAUAGAGAAAGAAACCAUGAUGAAGGAUUUAAUUGUUUUUUGCUUCCUCCUGGUGUACCUGCAGAAGAAAUCACUGUGGGCCUAUUUAAGACCCUCUUUCUUCGUGCCCUGGGGGCCCCCGAGGGGCCCCCAGGGGCACCCAAUAAGGGGCCCCCCGGGGGCCCCUUUCAUCUAAGGUUUAGGGCUCCCUGCCCUGUAGCUCCCUCUGGUUUUGUAUGGAUCGAUGAACCCCCAGAAGACCAACCAGUACCCACCUGCAGCAGCAGCAGCAGCAGCAGCAGUAGCAGUAGCAGCAGCAGCAGCAGCAGCAGUGGGCAGUGUAUUGUAUGUCAAGCCCUAUUGCUUCCCUCUGGUGUACAGCCAAAGGCAGCAACAGCAGCACAGGCACAUGCUGCUUCUGCUGCUGCUGCUGCUGAGGGGGCUCCUGCUGCUGAUGGCGGAAGCAAAGUGCGGCGAGGAACCUCAAACAGCGAGCAGCAGCAGGAGGAGGACUGGCAGCAGCAGCAGGACUGGCAGCAGCAGCAGCAGGAUUGGCAGCAGCAGGAUUGGCAGCAGCAGCAGCAGAAGCAGCCUGUUGGAGGAAGUGACAGUAUGAAUGACCGUCUCUUUAGUGACUUUGACGGGGCCCCUGGGGGGCCCCCCGACCUCACUAUGAGCGGUGGGGUCCCCUCUGGGGCCCCCCUUGGGGGGGCCUCUGGAGGCCCCUCUGGGGGCCCCUGUGGGGCUGCCAUGGGCACGUUUGAGCCAGUCACAAUCCCCGUGCCUCCAAGAGAAGAGCUCGCGGCUAAUCGUGAAGCAAGGAAGCAACAAAGAAUGAAGGAGAAACUUGAGGAGGUUGAACGGAGGAGGGAACAAGAAGCUAGACAGCAGCAAGAGAAGUUGUCGCUUCCCGAGGAGCUCAAGCAAGAGUUGGAUCGUUGGGCAAAAACAGCUGAUGGCUCCUUUAAGGAUGUUAGGACUCUCCUAAGCACUCUGCACGAGGUUAUAUGGGAAGAUGCAGGAUGGGAGAAAACCUCCAUAAGCAGUUUAAUGCUCCAACCAACACUCAAGCGUCAAUUUAGGUAA
This is a messenger RNA of Eimeria maxima, 1464 nucleotides long. RefSeq names its product LOC100145185 protein, related, related. Bases 1 to 1464 code for a protein of 487 amino acids. The transcript is spliced from 5 exons. The record is from RefSeq and is a predicted model, not a curated record. NCBI's taxonomy places the organism in Eukaryota, Apicomplexa, Conoidasida, Eucoccidiorida, Eimeriidae.